GAGUUAGCUGAGACAUGUUGGCAUUCUUCGAAAGAAAAGUUGAACAGUGAUGAAUCAGAAGGCGGGGUACACCCUACGGGAAAAGUGCAUCCGGAAUUUUACAUAAUUUAUACGGGAUAUUACGUUACGCAUACA
Messenger RNA from Ambispora gerdemannii, 135 nucleotides. The record is from the annotation of a GenBank genome assembly. Lineage: Eukaryota; Fungi; Glomeromycota; Glomeromycetes; Archaeosporales; Ambisporaceae.